CCCAACACUCCCUCUCCCACCCCACAAGUUCUUUUGCCUUCAUUCCCUGCACAUCUCGCUCCUCCCCACUGAACCCUUCCCACUGCAGGGAGCUGCUGAGGAGCCACAUGGUCCAUCCCUGGAUUCUCCAAGCCCUGACUGCCCAUCCACUCUGACCACAGCCAGAGCCACCUCCCACUGCCUGCCCAGCGUCCAUCCAUGGAGGUGACCACUGCGUUCCGAUCUCCUGCCUCACCCACUGAAGGAGAUGAUCUGUGUGAGACAGAUGUCACCAGAGUGGCCAUACACAGUGUGACCCUGCUCAUCUGCCUCUGUGGGCGGGCUGGUAAAGGGGCUGUGCUCUGGCUCCUUGGGUCCCUCACUUCAUCCAGGAACAGUACCAUCCUUUACAUCCUCAUGCUGGCUCUUCUUGACUUCUUCUUCCGCCUCAUUCUCUUGCCCUCCACUCUGCUCUUCCUGGUGGGGGACGUGUCCUGUUCUAUUAUCAUGCCCUUGUCACACAUAAGGUUCCUUUCCUGGAUGUCACGGUUGUCUUACAGCUUGUGGCUCUGCACACUGACAUUCAUCAGCAUCAAGAGGUGCAUGUCCAUCCACUGCCUGCUCUGGCUCUGCUGCCACCAUCCCCAGCAGCUGUUAAAGGUCAUGCUUGCCCUGCUCAGGGCCUUCUUCAUCACUCUUGUAAUUGUCUUUGCCAUGACACUUUCCCUGUGCAUGUUCCAGCCAUCUGAGCACUGCUGGGUGUUUCUCAGCUUAAUAUACAUCUCCAACCACCUCCUCUGUGCUCCCUCCAUGCUCAUUUCCAGCACAAUCCUCUUAACUCAUUUCAAGCCUGGCUCCCAGCAGCAGCAAGACAAGAAGCUGGACAUUGUUAUCUCCUUCAUUGUGCUCUUGUCCCUGCCCCUCAGUCUCUGCAAUUUCCUGCAGGAGCUCAGCUACACCAUUACGCUCUCCCAGUUUUUUUCCUGCUCACCUGCAUCCACAGCGGCAUCAAACCCUUCAUCUACAUCCUGGUUGGAAGGUGCUGGAGGCCCUGCUCUGUGGGGUCUCUCCAGCUCUCUGUCCAGAGGGUGUUUGAGGAGCCAGAAGAAAACACUGCCCACAGCAAUGAUCCUGCCAUGGACACAGAACUCUGAGUGUGUUGAUUUCUGCCACUGCACUGCUGGAGGACGCUGGGACAGUGGCUGA
This is a messenger RNA of Zonotrichia albicollis (white-throated sparrow), 1185 nucleotides long. RefSeq names its product mas-related G-protein coupled receptor member B5-like. Gene Ontology annotation, molecular function: G protein-coupled receptor activity. Lineage: Eukaryota; Metazoa; Chordata; Aves; Passeriformes; Passerellidae. The record is from RefSeq and is a predicted model, not a curated record. Gene Ontology annotation, cellular component: plasma membrane. Gene Ontology annotation, biological process: G protein-coupled receptor signaling pathway.